Molecule: messenger RNA, 438 nt
Organism: Sphenostylis stenocarpa
Lineage: Eukaryota; Viridiplantae; Streptophyta; Magnoliopsida; Fabales; Fabaceae
Source: the annotation of a GenBank genome assembly
AUGGCGCAGGCGAGCAAGGAGCCGUGCAAGAAAGAGGCCUGUGACAUUCAAGCUUGCCUCUCCAAGAACAACUUUCUUCCUCAAAAGUAUGCGCCUUUAACCAAUUAUCGCUCUGCAUGUCUCAUUCCAACGAGGAAAAUGUUAAUCCAUAUUAUUCAGAAUUGGACACUCUCCUAUGAUGACAAGACUGUCUCCUUGGGACUGGGAUCUAGUCUUGUCCUCCAUUUCAGAUUGACUUCUUUCACAUUUGUAGAAUGUGGCAUUGUAGGCAUAUUUGGGAUGGAAGAAAAUGGGUUGGGAGGGAAUGGAAACUCCUCUAAAGUGCAAAAUUGGAACGAGAUAGGAGUAGGUGCCUUAAAGUCAUUGAACUGCUGGAUUCCUGUUGUGCAAAAUGCGACUAUAAGUCAACUCACUGCGCUUCCCUCGCCGGACUUUUGA